This is a messenger RNA of Aureobasidium subglaciale EXF-2481, 2892 nucleotides long. RefSeq lists its product as uncharacterized. Gene Ontology annotation, biological process: protein import into nucleus; protein export from nucleus. The record is from RefSeq and is a predicted model, not a curated record. Gene Ontology annotation, cellular component: cytosol; nuclear envelope. The transcript has 3 exons. Gene Ontology annotation, molecular function: small GTPase binding; nuclear export signal receptor activity. The coding region runs from base 1 to 2892 and encodes 963 amino acids. Lineage: Eukaryota; Fungi; Ascomycota; Dothideomycetes; Dothideales; Saccotheciaceae.
AUGUCGGCCGAUCUAUCAGUAAUUGCCAAUCUGCUACAGGCCAGUCUUGAUCCUCGCCAGAACAAGCAAGCCGAACAGGCCAUUCGCGCAGAGGAAGCCAAGCCUCAGUUCUCCCUCGCUCUCCUCCAGAUUGUUGCCUCAGACUCAUAUCCCAACACGACACGAUUGGCAGCUGCCCUCUUCUUCAAGAAUUUCAUCCGCCGCAGCUGGACCGACGAGGACGGCAACCACAAGCUCCCCCAAGAUGAGGUGACGGCCAUCAAGCGUGAGGUUAUUGGCCUCAUGAUCUCAGUGCCUGCCACCAUUCAGGCACAGCUGGGAGAGGCCAUCAGUGUCAUUGCCGACUCGGACUUCUGGGAGCGCUGGGAUACUCUGGUUGACGAUCUCGUCUCUCGCUUUACACCCGACAACCCAAAGGUCAACAACGGCGUCUUGCAAGUCGCACACUCCAUCUUCCGCCGCUGGCGCCCUCUGUUCCGCACAGACGACCUCUUCACUGAGAUCAACCACGUCUUGUCAAAGUUCUGCGAGCCCUACCUCGCUCUGCUGCAGAGCACAGAUCAGCAAAUCGCUGCAAACGCAAACAACAAGGAGCUCCUCGUCCAACACUUCACCACCCUCAACCUCAGCAUCAAGCUGUUCAACGAUCUUUCCUGCCAAGAUCUGCCUCCUGUCUUCGAAGACAACCUCGCCUCUAUCAGCGCUCUACUUCUGAAGUACCUGAGCUAUGACAACCCUCUCCUUCACACCGACGAUGAAUCCGAGGCUGGUCUCUUGGAGUACAACAAGGCCGCCAUCUUCGAGGCUCUGAUUCUGUACGUGCAGAAGUACGAGGAUGCUUUCGGUCCUCACUUGGGUCAGUUUGUCAACAGCUCGUGGAACCUGCUUACUGCUAUCGGUCCCGAAACAAAGUACGACAUCCUGGUCAGUAAGGCUCUCCAAUUCUUGACCUCCGUCACAAAGAUCGACCAAUACGCACAAAGCUUCAACAACCAGGAAAUUCUUGGCCAGGUCGUUGAAAAGGUCAUUCUGCCCAACUUGUCUCUGCGCGAGUCGGAUAUCGAGAUGUUCGAGGACGAGCCGAUUGAGUUUAUCCGCCGUGAUUUGGAGGGAUCUGAUAGCGACACUCGUAGAAGAGCAGCCACCGAUUUCCUUCGCCAACUGGUUGAAAAGUUCGAAAAGCUCGUCACAGAUGUCGUUUCACAGUACCUGCAACAUUAUCUGGCCGACUACGAAAAGGACAAGAGCUCAAACUGGAAGUCGAAGGACACGGCUGUUUACCUUUUCACCUCCAUCGCUGCCAAGGGUGUGCCUACUGCUGCUCGCGGUGUCCAAACCACAAACUCAAAUGUCGACGUUAUUGACUUCUUCCAAAGAAAUGUUGCCGUCGACCUCACAGCUGCCGACACCGAGCCUAUCCUCAAGGUUGAUGCCAUCAAGUAUCUUUACCUCUUCCGCAGUCAACUCACCCAGGACCAAUGGCAAGCCGCAUUCCCUCUGCUGGUCCAAUGUCUCGGCAACGACAACUAUGUUGUUCACUCUUACGCCGCCAUUGCUGUUGAGCGUGUGCUCUACAUGACUGAUGACAAGCGCCAGCCCAUCAUUCCUAGAGAGACUCUUCAAUCGCUUAGCAAGGACCUCCUUCAGCACCUCUUCCAACUGAUGACCAAGGACACUAAGGCCGAGAAGAUUCAAGAGAACGAGUUCCUGAUCAAGUGCGUCAUGCGUGUACUGAUUGUAAUUCGUGAGGGUGUCCUGCCCAUCCUUGACAUGGUCCUCACCAACCUGAUCAACAUUGUCAAGGUCAUUCGCCACAACCCCAGCAACCCCCGUUUCUACUACUACCACUUUGAGAGCAUUGGGGCUGUCGUCCGCUUCGCCGCUGCCACACAAUCCGCCAAGCUCGAGGCUGCUCUCUACGAUCCAUUUGCUGAGAUUCUGGCCAACGAUGUUCAGGAAUUCCAGCCAUAUGUCUUCCAGGUCUUCGCUGCACUCCUAGAAGCCAAUCCCUCAGGUUCUCUGCCCAGUUACUACCAGAGUUUGCUUGGUCCUAUCCUCACCCUGGAUAUGUACAACUCUCGCGGCAACGUCCCUGCGCUUGUUCGUCUCCUGUCAUCCAUGAUUCCUCGCGCUGCCGAGCAGAUCGUCGCCAACAACCAAAUCGAGCCUAUCCUCGUUAUCUUCCAGAAGCUCAUCUCUUCAAAGGCCAACGAGUCGCUUGGCUUUGACUUGCUUGAAGCCAUCUGUGGUAACCUUCCAGUCGCCGCGCUCCAAAACUACUUUACCACAAUUGUGCAAUUGCUCAUGACCCGUUUAUCCACCUCAAAGACGGAAAACUUCACCAUCCGCUUUGUGCGCUUCUACCACUUCUUUUCAGCACGAGACGAACAGGGUCUUGGUCCUGAUCUUUUCAUCAAUAUUACCGACCAGGUUCAAAACAAUGUCUUCACUCAGCUGUACAUCCAGAUCAUCUUGCCUGACACACAAAAGCUGUCGCGUCCAUUUGAUCGCAAGACUGCAGUCGUAUCGCUCACUCACACCUUGGCUAACAGCCAGGCAUUUGUGGAUCGCUACGGCAAGAAGGGCUGGGGCUUCACAUGCGAGGCGCUGCUUAAGCUUCUGAUCAACCCUCCGCUCCCACAGUCUGCUGACGAUCUCCUGAUCGAGGACCGUGAUGUCGAGGACGUCGGCUUCGGUGUUGGCUUCACUGCCCUGAACACAUGUAAGCCCGUGCCAAAGGACCCCUUCCCUGAGGUGCAGGACGUCAAGCAAUGGGUCGGUGUAUACCUGCGUGAGGCUGACCAGAAGACUGGCGGCCGCAUCAACGCUGCUGUCACUGAGAAGCUCGGCCCUGAUGCACAGGCUGCUUUGAGCAGCGUCAUGUCAGGUUAG